AAAUACUUCUUUUGAUCUAAUUCUAAAUAUAUUUUAAGUUUAAAAAAAAAAAACAAAAAAUGCACCUUUAUUAAUCUCUAAUUUCAUAUCUCUUCUCGCAAAUUUUAUGUCCUUUUAUUUUUCGAUUCUGAAUAGGAUAUUAGAACGAAGUUAUAAAAUUCUUGUAUUAUCAUCGGGUUCGUUGAUUUUUGUGAAAAUUUUCUAUUUGAUAUGACGUUUUAAGUUGAUGAAAAUGAGGUCUAAAGAUUCCAUUACAUACAAACAUGCAGAUAUACCAUUCCAAGCCAAUGAGGGCGUGUUUAAAAUAGUCUUAAUCUAACUCUUUUUAAGCUACAAGCUUGCGUUUCGUUCAUUCGAUGGAGUUUAAAAUUAACACCAUUAUUAUUAGUAAUUUUUCUAUACAAUUUUUUUUACGAAAUAACUUUUAUCAAUACAAAAAUACGUAUAUAGGACGCAAAUAGAAAUGUUGUCGUAAAAUCUGCAUCGAGCAUUAAAGCGCUGUUUUUAUCAUAACAAACCUUAUUAUAACUUAGCUAACGUUGUGUGAGCUUAGGCAUUACUGUCAUAUUUAGUUUGAAUUAAAUUAUCAUUUCCUCAGCUCGUGUAGCAAUUUCCGCAGUAGAAUUUUACAGCCGCUUCAGCGCUUCAUUAGUAACUCGUAAGGGCUUGCUUUACGCAUCAGCUCCGACUCCCACACGAUCAGAUCGCUAGUACGUGUCAUUGACCGUUUGAGGUAGGCGACACGACAAGGCGGUUCGAUCGUUGCGCUUUCUCUUAAAUAAAUAAACAGCAGAUGCACUGGUCGCCGUGUUCUAAUUCCAAUUGAAAUAUUAUUCAACAUGAAAAUGUAGAGUGAAAUGUUUUUAUUUUAGUCUUAUAAUAAAUGAAAUAAUAACAAAUGUUAUCUGAACACGUGCUGGUUUAAGCUUUCGUUCGAAAUACGAAAUUUCGGAAGUUGCCAGAAGAAUUCGGAACCUUGAAGGUUUUUCAAAUUAUGUACGAAAAAAAAAAAAACACAUAAGCCGUUAUUAUUGGAAGUAACCACACACGCGGGACGCUUGUUCCGAACCAUAGACAGAAUUUCAAUAGGCAAGUUCGCUUAUGAAACAAACCGAGGUCAGCGGCGGCGUGUACCGCGUAGCUAUAAUCAAAAUCUUGCGUGAUCGGAACCCUCACGAAAUCAUUUCUGUCUGCUUCAACCGAAAGUGGUAUAAAACAAGGGGAGUUAUUACAUCGGAAUGGACGUGCAAAAUCAGUGUACCGGUGUUGUCGGUGGUUCAUGUGGCGUGCAUUUCGAUUGUGGAACAAGGCGCGGAGGAAAAAUCGAAUUUCCAUGUCGGCAGUCGAGGCUGAGGCGGCGCGGCGCACACAUCGCGCACACAGCGCCCGCGCGCGCCUUCUCCCGCGAAACUUCGCUUCACGUAAUUCAAAACUUCUACGCGCCAUCCGAACAGACUAGUGUUAGUGUACGCGUUUCCGUGUCUAUGGUACGGUGGGCUAAUUAACGGAUUAUGGGCCGGGCAAGGGUCGGCCCGGGCGCGGGUCAACUCGCCGUCCUAACGUACGAAAUUCGUAUUCUUCAUUACAAGGUGCCUUCAAGAGUUCGGGUGCUAAAUAUGAUCUUCGGACAAGUGUUAUUCAGUGAAGUGAUCAAAGUGGGUUGGCCAUGAAAUAUCGAUACCUAGAGAAACUUAGCGUUCGAUGGAAGGUCUCGAAGAACCAAAGACUGCGACUUGAUGUAAGGAACGAAACAUGACUCGAAAUGAAUCCAAAAAAAACAAUUGAAGAUAACAUUUUCUAAACGCCAAAUUGCGCUCGCUUCCAUUUGAGUAUAAUUUUUCUCACUAAACAUAUCUUAGGGUAAGGUUACACAACCAAGUGAAUUUAUAAAAGAGAUCAAUUAGCUUCUAUUUAGAUAAUUUCUUGCCUUUAUCGUGCCUAUCUCUAUUCUUAUUCUAAAGUGAUUUAAAACGAAAGUAAUAAAUUCUGUGAUCGAACUAAUAUAGGUUCAUAUCAGUGUUUUUUUCUUGUAAAUAUUUAAAUAAUAUUUUUCAAAAAUUACUAGUUAGGAAACAAAGUGCUCUGGAUAGGUUUUAAAAGACUUAACGGUACGUAAUAAGGAAGUUAAGUUCUGUGCGGAAACGUGCCUCGUGCCAGUGAGUCGGCUUGAGGCUGAACUUUCUGCAGACGUUCCCCCAAGGCCACAAACCUGGCAAGUAUGCAGGCAGCUCUUAUGCUAAGAGCUAAAUCUCGGGAGAGGAGAAAACAACGCUUGAAAAGAGGCAUCAAACAGGAGCUACCGAGUAAUGUCGCCACGAAGACGAUCGCGCCGUUCCCGCGAUAUCCUCCUGCUUCAUGGUGUGCAGCUGGGCGCGCGGCGUGGCAAGAGGCGGCGGCGCUAUCGGUGGGGGGAGGCGGCGCGGGCGCAGGAGGCGCGGCACGGCGCUGCUCUGUCCUGGGCGACCACCCCGGCGCCCGCCGCGACCCACGUGGAAAAUGGCAUCGAAACAAUCGCGUCCGAGACGCAUCAUAUGGGUCAUCAUCAGACUCCGACGGCGAGUUGGAGGGCAUCAGCGGCGAGCCCUGGGGUGUCGCGAGACUACUGUAUGCUGGUCUGGCUACUUUGGCCGUCGGUCUCGUUGUUUACUUCGUUGGCACCGGAGACAAGGGUUUCAAAACGCCGGCCCUACGGCUGGUGGGGCCUUCGCUCAUUGUUGCGGGUCUUGCGUGUUGUCUCCUUCGUAUCGCCUUUUGUAUAUUCGCCAAGCCCUGCUGUCGUCGACGGACCAACUACAAGGAGAGCAGAAGACUGUCUGGCUGUGUCGAGGGAGAAGAGAUGCCGUUGGCGGGGAGCGGGUCGCGGGGAGUUGGACCCGCGCAGUGCUCGCCCGCGCGACGCCUCGACGCCUCCUCCUGCGACGUGUCCAGCCUCUCCAGCGGGGAGGAGGACGAGCGCAUGCGACGGUAUCGCACCGCAUCGCUGCAUCCUCCUAUUUUACACCAGGUCAUGGCGCAUCAAAAUGGCGGACAAAGCGGCCAUCGGUUAUCACCACAAGGCACGUUGCGACACAGUCCGUCCCCGCAGAGCGCGGCUCGGCACACGCCGUCACCGCACAGCACUAUGCACCACAGUCCGCCGACGCAGGCCGCCGCCUUGCCCGGUGCAGCGGUGCAACAAAGUGCAAUACCCAGCGCAGUGCCGCUAAGCGCUACGUUACCAAGCGCAAUGGCGUCGAGCGCGAACAAUGCCAACGCUGGUCGCCGACCGCCCCCUCGCAACGUCUCGUUCGCCGGCGGAUCCGACGGCGAACUCGUCCUUAGUCCCGCCCAACUACGGUCCUAACCUUAAAAACAAUGCGUGACUCGCGUUACCUUACCUUCCAAUCGGUCAUGUGAUUCAAUGAAACUCUGUUAUCAUGUGUGAAACGUUUCCGCAAAACACUCUACGGAUUUAUAAUUUAUUGGCACGUCUCAUAAUAGUCUUACUGGAAUCUAUGGUAAAAUAACUAACAUAGUGUCAUAAAUUAGUGUUUCAAACAAUAAAUAAAAAAAAUCUUGAUUUACUUUUAUGAUUUUUUACAAAUUCUCUAAAUAUUACGUCACAAAAAAUGUUACAAUGGAGUGUUUACAUUUUCUACUAUUACUUACGUUGCUUCUAAUCUGUGGACGCCUUUAACUAUUUUACAGUAGAUUUCGUGUCAUAAUAUAUCUAACUCUAAGAUUUAAUCUUAAUUCUGUAGCGAUUUAAUACUGAAUGUGCUAGAUUCACUGUCUAUAAGUCAACUAGUUACGCUCGACGGGGUGUGAAUUUGUAGAAGAAAAAAAACUACCAAACUGACAAUUUUGAGGGACUGUGGUAUGAUGAUGAGUUACACCAGGUUAAGUUUUUUGCAUUUUUUUUAUUUUGUUCACAGUGCAGUGAUAAAGAAACAAAUAAAUGUACACACUUAAAUAUAUUAAAACCAUUAUGUUCUUAAAUAAAAUUGUUAAUCAUUAAAUUGUUAACGAAUGCAAGCAAGUUCACAUCACGUCCGUGUUCGAAUCUAAAUCUUUAAUAAAUUAUUAACUAAAUUGUGUUAAAUUGCCUACUAUUAGACGCGAAUUUAUAUUUAAAUACUUAAAAACAUAAAAUAGAUUUAUAACUGACAAUAAUGAUUGUUAACUGAUGUAUAAAAUGUUAUGGCGUGUGUGCGUUAAUUUUAUUUAGUUACGUCCAACAAUAUGGAUGUAGUUCAAGCGUCAAGUUAGUAGAUUAAAAACUGAAACAAGAACUUGCAUAAAUAUGUUUUUGACAGAUAAGCUUCACAGUCGAUUCGUAAGGUUGUGGUUUAAAUUUUAUUACGAUUCAUCAAUCCAUCGAAUUAUGUAUAUCGAAAAAUAAUUUUACAUCACUAAACGGUUUAACUGUGUGGAAAUAAAUAGCCUGUAAAAUUACGAAUUAAAAUUAAAGAGGAUUUUUAUGAUAACUUGAAGAGUGAUAUUGUGUAAAUUUUUUUAUUUUAUUUUAUCAUCGAAUAUUUUUUUCAGGUUUAAGCACACGCUUAUUACACAAUCAUAUUAAAAAUCAUAUUAAAUUGUGAAAAGUUAACAAAUUCUUUGGACACUACUUCUCGGGUGCUUCGUAAAAAAAAAGAUUGAAGUUGCGCUAUUUGAUUGAGAGGAUUACUGAGGAAUAUUGUAAUAACUAAUAUAGGUCAAAAGUUCGAGUAGCCAAUGGUUAUAAGUACAAAAAAAAAAAUUAUGUCAGAAAGAAAAUCAUACGUUUAAAAGUAUCAUUUAAUUUUUAAUCAUCCAAUUAAACAAAAAAAAUCCAAUUAAACAAUUAAACAAACAUACUUGGAAUCUCCAUAGAGAUUAACUUAAACCAAACACUUAAAAAUUCAAUUAAAAUUAUAGUUACUCUAUCGUUGAAAUUCCUUUUUACAAUUCUUUCAACCAAGUCAAAUAUAUAUAUUUUUAAGUCUGUUAUUUAUUUUACUUACUCAAAACAAUACUUUAGUAGCUCGUUGCCGUCCAUCAAUGCUUUUAUCUCGCUGGUCACACACACAAAAUACUAGCGAUAUCUUGCCGCGUUAUCAACAUUCGGCUUAAAAGCAAGGCUUAAGAUGGAGAUAGUUAUGCUUUUGUCUAAAUAAUAUUUAAAAAUGAAUUCUUUCCGUUUUUUUUUCUUAAACUCCGCUGGUAUCCUAAGGGGAUAUUCCAGCUAAGCUCUGGCUGAUAGGUGAGCUUAUAUGAUGCUCUACCUGAGAGAGUUAACUUUUUUUUUUUUUAUGUUUGAAGGAUUACUGGUGGCCCGGAGGCCUUUCCAGUUUCACCAGGACAGGUGGGCGAGCAAAGGCUCAGCCAGGAGGGAUGGGAUUUGCUCACAGCUGCCCGAGCGCCUCCGAAGGAGACCUAACAACUCAAGAGUAGCUGCUUCGCGAAUGAAUCUACUACCGGAUCGGAAUCGCGACCCGCUGAGAAGAUCCGGCGAGAAACUCAGCGAGCUGAUUCAUGGGUUAGGUUGCACGGCGAACUCUUUGUCGAGUUCGACGAGUACGGUUACCGAGGUCCCUAAGCCUGCUCCUAGAGCUGAAGGCGUCUAGUGCAAAGGUUAUUGGAUCUGAUGGAUCCGUAAGGACGUGAGUUAACUUUUACGCUAUCGACAACGUUAAAAAACUCGCACUAAGUACACUGUUCUUCGCAAAAACUACCAUCGGAUCGGAAUCGCGACCCAUUGAGAAGAUCCGGCGAGUGGUUGACUAGUGGGUUAUGCCUAUGGAUUUUGUACAAAUAACUUUAGAAGUAAACAUUAUUCUUCGUCGGCUGUCGUCACAAUAACCUACUUGACGUUUGAACUACACAGACACCAAAUAUAUAAAUAUAGUUAGCUAAUUACAUAAAAUUGGUGUAUAGUGAGUGAUAUACUGUUUGACAGUCAUGUUUUUUAUGUGUAAGUAAUUUAAAAAAAGUAAUAAAUAUAUAUAUUAUAUUAAUUAUAAUGUGUGUUUACGCGUGCAUUGUAUAUUGCACAGAAUAGUAUAAUGUUUAUAAAUAUAUUGUAACAAUGAUAUAUUUUAGAAAUAUUUGCACCUUUCGUAGUGAAAUAUUAAAUUGUAUAACCGCAGAUUUUAACUAGGAUAUUGGAAUCGAGACACAAAAUUAAUAGUGUGUGUUUUUAAAAUAAAACGUGUUUAAUAAGUUUUUAUUAUCGAAACCAAAAUAUAAAAAAAGAAGAAAUUGUCUAUGAAAUAAAACAUUUUGAUUCGUUUUUGUCAAUUAUAUAUACCUUUGUCAUGAAGAUGUAGUUUAUUUGAAUUAUUUAAAUCUAAGGAUUGUCAAUUACUUACUGAUUAUUUUUGAUAUAAGAUUAGCGUUGCUGUUUAUUUUUGUUGUCAAUAUGAAUUGCUUGAAAAUGUAAUACCAUCUAACAUUCUUUUGAAGUGAAGAAUGAAUUGAUUUAUGCAAAAUACCAAAAAUAAAUAACAAUACCAAAAUUACCAAUGUAUUUAAAAUGUUGAAAUCGUAUGCAGAUAAUUUUUAAGUAAUUUUUUAUUCCAAAGACGAAUAAAUACAAAAUAGACUAACCCUAACAAUAAUUUAUGUAACAAAUCUAUAUACAUAAAUUAUUUCGUAGCGAAAAAUUCAUUUGCGUUGAUGCCUAAUAUUUACAUAUAAUUUCUACAAAUUUAUUAACUGACGCGUUAAGUUAGUAUCAUUUAAAAAAAAAGUAUAUUACAACACCAGAUUUAAACAUAGAUUUACGUAAAUAGGUGGUAAGAAAAAAAUAUGAGCUUCAUUUAGACUAAAUGGCUUACGUAACAGAGUGUUGUGUACAUUAACGAAAUAAUCGACCAUCAAACGUCAUUUCCUUACUUCAUCGUCUAAAAAGAUAAUUGAAUUCGUAAUUUACAACAAAAAAUAUAUUAUAUCAUUUUAAAGUAAAACCUGAUACUGAAAUGAGUUUUUGAAUUACGUCUCUGGCUUCUAAAACAAUGAAGUAUACAGUCUUGAUAUUUAUAUACUAUAUGCGAGUACCUAUAUUUAUGUUAUACAAAUACGUUUUCUGAUACUCGAUAGCAAAUUGGAGCCAUCGUUAAAUACGUAAGAAAACCGCUGUUAUUUUAUUUUUUAAUUACAUUAACAGCACAGACAAUGAAAAUUUUUCUAUUUAAUUCUGAUGGCGGAUAGAUUGGACACAGCUACUGAAACUUUACUUUAUGCAUUAAUGGCUUCAGAAAAAUGUAUACACGAUACAUUUCAAUUUAAUGACGUCACUAGUGGGCGAUUUGAAACUUUUUUUUUUGCGUGUAGGCUAUAUUAUUUUAGGCUGUGCUUCCUUGAACUAGGUGACGCCUUACAGAGAAGUGAGAGACUACACACAGAUUACUCAUUAAAGUUGAGAGGAUAUUAAAUUUUGUAACGACGAAAACGCGCACACAAAACUGGUAACAGGGUUCAUUUAGUUUAUUUACUGACAGACGGAUUCCCGUUUACCAAACUCAAAUUUUACGAUAAACAUUUAUAAAUUUUACCAUCAACGAACGUAUAUUUUACUAAGGGAAAUCCGUCAACACUUUUAAUGGACUAUAAAUAAAUCGAUAUAGUAAUGAAUUCGUUGAAAUUUCGUGACAAAAAUCUGCGUGCAACUGUCAAAAUCAAUGUUCGAAACAAAAUAUUUUUCACUUCGCCAAUUCAUAUCGCUUUCGACUAAUAGUAUGUUUUCAGCUUGUUCAAGAAUUCGAAGCGUUUUUAUUGUUGAAUUUAAUAUAACUUUGCUUUUAUAACUUUGAGACGACAUUACGAUAAUUUUUAACCACAUCACUUAAUGGGAAAUUGCAAAAUUACAGUCAUGACGCAAUGCUUAAAGGAUACAUAGGCGUUUGUCUGGUUUUUUUUUUGGAAUUCAUUUCAAAUGUUCAUUUUUAAAUAGGGCAUAGCAUCUGAAGGGCGUAUUGUGAGCUCGCACGAGUAACUUUUAGCUUACUGCCUAUUUCUAAGCAGUCAGCGUUGUGGUUUAAAGUACGAUACCUAUUGUAGCCGUCAUUAUACUAAAGAGCUCUCGAAGGUGUUCACGUUUGAGUGUUUAUGGGCGUCAAUAUAGACUUCAAAAUUGCCCGAGAAUAUUUAUGACGCGACUGAUCCAAUGACAUGCUAUCUGCGGCGGUAGUCAUCACGGAACACAAGAUAUUUGCCAGAUGCCUGAAUCUCGCUAACGAUAUUUUCAAGAUAAGCUUGCAUGCUCGUAUAUGUAUACAAGUUCUGAACAACAACAUUAGGAGUGACGCUAUACUGAGCAAUAUCACCCGCUCGGUGGAAGAUCUUUCCAUUCGUUGUAUACCUACAUAAUGGUACUGGUGUACUGGAACAUGGAUUUAUGUUUGACAAAGCUCAUUUCUGGCCUUAUUUAGAGUAGGUACUCUUCCUAUCUCAGGGCCGCAGCUCCCAAAAACUAGCUGCUUCCAUUUUAUUCUAUACAAGAAGAUGGCCAUUCUGACUAUUGAUAACCCCGUAUCCACGGAUCGUUUGCAACAAAUCAGUAUACGAACGAACUUCGAUUCUCUCUGUAAUUUUGUACCCCAUGUUCUCUGAGGAAUGCUCUCUAGGAUUAUUGGAGACGAUCCCGCGUUUUUCUUUAACUAUCGCACCGUCCACCACCUGAGUAGAGUACAUCCAUACUACCAAAAACCCGUUGCUUUCUACAGUGCGAUUCUAUUAGAUCGAUUUUAUUUGUGAACUUUCCAUGGUAUUUCGUGAGGGCUAAGACACAUCUUUCUUCAAACUUGAGGACUGUCGACAGUGAUAGACAGCGUUGCUGACAUCCAUGUAUGCUAACCUUUCUACAAAUGUAUAAAACAUAUUUAUUACCCGUGCGGACCCACAAAGCGUUUUAGGUAGUUGGUAACAGAGUUUUUUUUUUUUUAAUUUUAGCGUCUGACUUUUAUAGCACUAAGUUUUAUUUUAUCGUUCGUGAAAAGCAUUUUAGAUACGUAUUUACACUUGCAAUUGCUACCUGGCGUAGCGUUCAAACCGCAACAAAAUUAUGAAGGUUUUAAAAUAUGACUCAAAGUAUUAUUUUAGUAAUGUGAAAUACUAACAUACCUUAUAAACAUGGUUUUUUUUUUCAUUAUCCUAAUAUUUCGACCACACGAUUGUGGUUCUUAAUCGCAGGUUAUUCAAACAAUUGUUUAUUUCGUCUAAUGUUUAUAUUAAAUUAAUGGCAAAUGAUUUUCCGUUUUAGCUGUUCAUUUAUUUCAAUAAAACGUAUAUUAAGUUCUGUUCGCGUUUAUAAAUACACGUGCUUCCAUAUGGCUUGCAUUAACGAAUGUGUAAUUCGUGUUUCCUAUAUAAGUGCUACUUCAUAGUCUAAUAAAAUAGUUUUAUUUGAUAAGCUUGAAUUAAGUUUGUGGCCUAAUUUUGUUCCACGUUAUGAUGAUACUCUGAUUAACUGUUGUAACUAUACUUAAGACCUUAUAUAUCAAGAUGGGUGGCGCAUUUACGUCAUUGAUGUCUAUAGGCUCCAGUAAGCGCUUAACACCAGGUGGGCUGUGAGCUCGUCCACCCAUCAAAGUAAUAAAAAAAUCAUCACAUAAACAUUUUUUUUAGUAUUGAGUGAAAUUUUAUUUAAUUUAAUUUAUUGUGUACAAUUGAUAUAUGAUAUAUGAUGUACAUAGUUCAAAUUAACAAAAUAAGAAAUAUAGAUGUUCGCUGUUCGUUGUUCAAAAAUUGUUUUCGAAAUAGAAUAUUACUACGAAAUAUCCAAAUGAAAUUUGUACUACCUAUUUAUGACUACAAAAACUAACAACUGAGUGAUAUAACAUCAAAUUUAUACACACGCAGCACUGAUAUAAACGUAGAAAUAUCAUAUUCACGUUAUAAAAACAGUUUAGUAAAAAAGGACACAUUACCCCGAAUUGCUACUCACUAACUACUUGCUUAUAUUUUGAAGUCGGUUAUAAAUUCGAUCGCUUCCAGAAAUUAUUAAGGUUUGCAGAAUCAUUAUAAUCAACGGAGUGAAAUCAAAACGUGGAUUUAAAAAAUAUAACUUUAACAAAUACUUUUUUGUAAAUAUAAACUACUCUAGUGUAGCUACAGCUUACAUUAUAAGUAGCUUUAACAGUGUUAGCAAAUACAAUAGUAAUGAAACGCAAUUUUUUUACUGUAUUUAAGUUACGUGUAGAUACUGAUUAUGGACGUAAUAUUAAUUAUUUAGUUGUACAAUACGAUGUUUUUCAAAGAAAAGUACCUAUAGUAAGUUGCGCCACAGAACAUUUUAUAUUAUUAAUAUAAUUUAUUCAUUUUGUAAAAUAUGUUUCAUCGUUCAUUACCUAUAUAAACUGUUUUUAAAAUUAAGUUUUAUUAAGAAAGAAAAAAACGUUAUUGCCAUUAUAGGUUUAUACUAAGACGAUAUACCAAUGAAAAUUUAAAACAUGUACUUUAAUAUACAGACAGAAUUCACAUUGGAGUGUUAAAGGAAAAUGUAAAUUGACACAGCUCAAUAUUGCUUGAGGUUUUUUUUUUUAAAUUUAAUUUAGUAUACUUGUGUAAAUAAUUUCACAUCAUACCCGUGUUGUUCAUCGUUUGAAUUAUUUAUAGGCAUUGGUGCAUAUCAUGUGUAUAGAGCAAAUGAAUAAUCAAAUAAAUUAGAACGAAAAUAUAGUUGAUAA
Messenger RNA from Bombyx mori (domestic silkworm), 10646 nucleotides. RefSeq lists its product as uncharacterized. The transcript has 7 exons. Lineage: Eukaryota; Metazoa; Arthropoda; Insecta; Lepidoptera; Bombycidae. The record is from RefSeq and is a predicted model, not a curated record. The coding region runs from base 2219 to 3343 and encodes 374 amino acids.